Thunnus maccoyii (southern bluefin tuna) is the source of this 5864-nucleotide messenger RNA. RefSeq names its product E3 ubiquitin-protein ligase Itchy-like. The transcript has 24 exons. The coding region runs from base 191 to 2848 and encodes 885 amino acids. The record is from RefSeq and is a predicted model, not a curated record. NCBI's taxonomy places the organism in Eukaryota, Metazoa, Chordata, Actinopteri, Scombriformes, Scombridae. Gene Ontology annotation, molecular function: ubiquitin protein ligase activity; protein binding. Gene Ontology annotation, biological process: protein K29-linked ubiquitination; protein K63-linked ubiquitination; protein K48-linked ubiquitination.
UAUGCCCCACCUUGUUUCGGUCACGUGACCUGAGCCUACGAAGAUGGUGGAAGUUUCUUCUUCCUUGAAGUGAAUCCCCGACUUGAAACCCAAACAUCCUGUUCACCGAGGGCUGGCAGUUCACUGCGGCGUUAACACUUUGGUAUCACAGCCUCCUUUCGGUUCCGGGCCUGCAUCCCAGCCCUAUGUCAUGGACAGUGGAGUCACCAAGUCGGGCACUUCUAAUGGGUACCCUAUGAAGGCACAGCUACAAAUCAUUGUGCUAUCAGCAAAACUGAAAGACAACAAGAAGAACUGGUUUGGUCCCAGUCCUUAUGUAGAAGUGACGGUCGACGGCAAAUCCAAGAAAACAGAGAAGUGCAACAACACCCACAGCCCCAAAUGGAAGCAGCCGCUCACUGUGAUUGUGACUCCGUUCAGCAAACUGGUGUUUCGCGUGUGGAGCCACCAGACCCUAAAGUCGGACGUGUUGCUUGGCAUGGCCACGCUGGAUGUCAGUGACACACUCAAGUCUAACGAUAUGAAAAUCUCUGAGGUGGUGCAGACCUUACAGCUGUGUGCAGACAGAGACCAGUCAGAUGUGGUAGGAGACUUGUCCGUCUGCUUGGACGGUAUGACUGUUGACCCUGAGAUGUUUGCCACGGCUGAAGCCGACCAUCACACUACAUCAAAUGGGAAAUCGCAACCUAAUGGGGAUUAUUCCAUAAGGCGGAGUAGAGACAGUUCUCCCGCUGUGGAUGGUGUAGAGCACCGGCCUUCUCCCGGUGGCCAGAGGUCAGUGAAAAGCACUGGGUCUCCCUCAGUGUCAUCAGGGGGCUCGCGGCCCCUCCGACCACCCAGGCCCUCCAGACCUCCUCCUCCAACCCCACGCAGACCCACCUCUUCACCAGCAUCUUCCAGCAACGGCUCUGCACCAGCUGAUGCCAGUGAUGGCCAAUCAGGUUCCGACACACCGGUGCACUCAGGACCCUCAUCGGCCUCAGACGCCAGUCCUUCUGCAGGCUCGGACAGGGACUCCACAUCAGCCGCUAGCUCUGUACCCACAGCAACCAGACAGCCAACCAGCAGCGUCACGCCUGCUGUCAGUCCUAGGGUCCCUGCAGUCAACCCUGGGCCGCUGCCCCCCGGAUGGGAGCAGAGAGUGGACCAGAACGGCAGGUUGUAUUUUGUCGAUCACGUGGAAAAGAGAACAACGUGGGAACGCCCUGAACCACUGCCCCCUGGCUGGGAACGCCGUGUCGACCAGAUGGGGCGAGUCUACUUUGUUGACCAUGUGAAGCGAACCACCACGUGGCAGCGCCCCACAAUGGAGACGGUGCGUAACUACGAGCAGUGGCAGCAUCAGCGGAGCCAGCUGCAGGGCGCCAUGCAGCAGUUCAACCAGAGGUUCAUAUUUGGGGCGCAAGAGCAGGUCUCAGCCACUCAGAAUAAGGAGUUUGAUCCUCUCGGGCCUCUUCCACAUGGAUGGGAGAAGAGAACAGACUCCAACGGCAGAGUUUAUUUUGUACAUCACCCUACACGGUCAACACAGUGGGAGGACCCUCGAACACAGGGGUUGUUGAAUGAGAAGCCACUUCCAGAGGGCUGGGAGAUGAGGUUUACUGUAGAUGGUAUUCCUUACUUCGUCGACCACAACAGGAGAACAACCACCUACAUUGAUCCUCGCACUGGAAAAUCGUCACUUGAAAAUGGGCCUCAGAUCACCUAUGUUCGAGACUUCAAAGCCAAAGUACAGUACUUCAGAUUCUGGUGCCAGCAACUGGCGAUGCCUCAACACAUCAAGAUCACUGUUUCCAGAAAAACGCUGUUUGAAGACUCCUUCCAGCAGAUCAUGAGCUUCAACGCUCAGGAUUUGCGAAGGAGACUGUGGAUCAUCUUCCCUGGAGAAGAAGGCCUCGACUAUGGAGGCGUCGCAAGGGAGUGGUUUUUCCUGUUGUCCCAUGAGGUGCUGAACCCCAUGUACUGCCUGUUUGAAUAUGCUGGUAAAGAUAACUACUGUCUCCAGAUCAACCCUGCCUCCUACAUCAACCCUGACCACCUCAAGUAUUUCAAGUUCAUAGGACGCUUCAUCGCCAUGGCUCUUUUCCAUGGAAAAUUCAUCGACACAGGUUUCUCACUGCCAUUUUACAAGCGCAUCCUAAACAAGCCGUUGGCCCUCAAAGACUUGGAGUCAAUUGACCCUGAGUUCUACAACUCCCUCAUGUGGAUCAAGAAUAACAACAUCGAGGAGUGUGAGCUGGAAAUGUUCUUCUCUGUUGACAAAGAAAUCUUGGGGGAAAUCACCACCCACGAACUGAAACCAGGAGGAGGAGACAUCCAGGUCACUGAGGAGAACAAAGAGGAGUACAUCAGGCUGGUGGCAGAGUGGAGGCUGUCCAGAGGAGUGGAAGAGCAGACACAGGCUUUCUUUGAAGGCUUUAACGAGGUCCUCCCACAGCAGUACCUGCAGUACUUUGAUGCUAAAGAGCUGGAGGUGAUGCUGUGUGGUAUGCAGGAGAUUGACCUGGCAGACUGGCAAAGAAACACCAUUUACAGACACUACGCUCGCAGCAGCAAACAGAUCAUCUGGUUCUGGCAGUUCAUAAAGGAGAUGGACAAUGAGAAGAGGAUGAGGCUGCUGCAGUUUGUCACUGGUACCUGUCGCCUGCCUGUAGGAGGCUUCACUGACCUCAUGGGAAGCAACGGUCCCCAGAAGUUCUGUAUUGAGAAGGUGGGAAAGGAAAACUGGCUUCCCAGAAGUCACACAUGCUUCAACAGAUUGGACUUGCCGCCCUACAAGAGCUACGAGCAGCUGAAGGAGAAGCUGAUGUUUGCCAUCGAGGAGACAGAAGGUUUCGGGCAGGAGUGAGAGAAACCAGGAGGAGAUUAAAUAGUGGGUGCAGGAGUCUGAAGGAAUAGACACCACCAGUAUUCAAAUCAGGGAGCCUUUUCAGAAUAGGCGGGUGUUUCAUAUGUUUGUGCUCAUGCAUGCAUGCACCUGUAUGGUACUUACAUGGGUGCGGGUACAAGACUGUUGCCUGCAUGUUGUUGCGAAGGAGCUGGCGUCUACCCUGCACAAUACGCUCGCAGCGGGCCUCUCAAUUCCUGAUUGGUACCUGAAAAUUUAGUAUUCUUUGAAACCAAAAUACAGAAGCUGCUCCUGUUUCUCAGAACGUGCGGCAAAUUAUGCAUGGGAUCCUGUAACCUCACCCUUUAUGACAUCUGUUUAACGGGACAGCAGUAGUUUUUCUUCCCCACACAUGUGAUCUUGUAAUGGAGAGCAACAAGGCGGCCUCAGAGUCAGUGUCAAAAUCUCAUAACCAGAAGGGUCACAGGUUCCAGCAGUCAUGUCUUAUCAAGGUGUCUCUGACUACCUGAUUUCUUCUUAUUAAGUUGCUCUACAUUAAAACAUCAGCUAAAUGUCAAAGUGUUCAAAGGCAGGAUUGAGAGGGUUAAAACAGGGUUAAGUUUCACCAAAAGUCAACUUUUUUGCUCUAAGAUUGUUUGUUGCAUUAGAAUGAGUUUUGCUCGCUUUCAACGUCAUCCACAUCAUUGUCAUUUCCCAUCAUAUCCUUAAAUUUCUCACACUUUUGUCUGCAUCUCUCCUCAUGACUAAAGUUAAUCUUUAAAUUGAACAGUAACACAUGACAAUAUAAGAUGAUAGGUUUGACUUAGUGGAUCGACAGUACUUUAUGAAAAGGAGUUAUCCAAAUUAAUGCUAAACUACAGGCAGUCUUGGUGCUUCAAAGAUAUUUGGGAGACAUGCUUGAUAUAAGUGAAGAGUGAGAAACAGUUUUGUAUUCCUAGCUCUAUAGUAUUUGAUCUGUGAACUGCUUAAUGAUUGUGAAAAGUGUUGUAGCCUCCAAUAUUUAUAGUGGUGGUAAACUUGGAAGACUUCAACAGAAAUUAAAUUGACCCUAGUUUUAUAGGGCCAGAGCUUGUGCGCUGUGAUGCAGGAUGGGAUUUAGGAGUAUUCUGGGAGAAUCUUAUAAGUUAUUCAUCUCAAUCUUAUGUCAACGGAUUUUUUUACACCUUCCUUCUUUUAAUUCAUUGGGUGGACUAGUGGAUUUUCCUGAGGAAAAAUUCAGGGAAUGAAGUGAGUAUUUUAAGAUGGUGUUUGAUGUGUUCAGUAAUUAAGAUGUAUUUGAUCUAAUGUAUCAGAACCUUUAAAACCUCAAAACACAAGUGGAAAAAUACCAAAAUGCAAGUCAAACCAAAUCAAUUUCGUGUCAGUUUAGGUAAAAUCCUAAAUGGCAUUUAAAAUGCAAAACUCAGAAAGAAACUCCAUGUAGCUCCACUUACACAUGUAGCAUUUUAAGGUAAGUGACAAAGCAAUGGCCACGGUUGUAUGCUUAAUACGUUAUACUCAAAACUUGCAAACCACAAAGUAAAUAAGAAAAAUAAAUUAAGCUAAUAUAUACAGUAUAUAUACAGUAUAUAUAGUAAUUGUAAAACCAUUGUCCAAAAGAUGUGAUAAAACGUUUGUCUCCCCAUUUAUGCUGAAAGGAACAUUAACUGAACCACAGUCAGAAUUCCUCAGAUGUCAUCUGCAGUUUUCAGUUACAUACGAGCAGAAGUACUGCUUCAAAAUUAAUUUCAGCACACAAUGAAAUAAUACCUGUGUCUAUGUUUUCAUUUUUUAAGAUGUGUUUGAGAUUUAAUUUUAGGUAAAGAUUCUGUCUGUGGUGUUGGUCAUGGGUCACUAGAAUAGUAGAUUUUGGCCGUUUAUGGUUCAUGAAUUACAGAGGUGUGUGUACGGGGUGGGGGGGAGAAUAAAAUCCAAAUGCUUAACCAAUGUGGGAUCCAGUUGUAUACAGAAACACUCCUACAGUAACAUUAUAACUGCAAACACUGGCUUGGUUUGGUUUGACUGACAUUACACAACAUCUGAUCAACAGUAACAGAGUUUAAGAAGAUGAUUAAUCUCAUUUAUCUAGAGUGAAUGAACGCACCAGGUGGUGUGGUUGCUCGUUUUGGAGUGUUCUUGUAAAUUGGCAUACUGAAAAGACAGGUUUGGUUACUGAGAAAUAUUGGAUUCUGGUGUUGGUCUGACGAAGCACAGCACUUUUUGAAAAUUUCCCUCCACACUGUGGUACAUCCAGUAUUGGUUGUCUCAGUUCAGGCUCUUUGUUUCCACAUGCAUGGUGAGGUACUCUUUGGUGUUUGCCUUAUUUCCACCCUCAGGCAUGGGGCAUCUUUUUUAGCAGCUUGAUGCCAGCAGAGAUGAUUGAACAUGUAGGCUUUAUGGCCAAAUUAAUACUUAAUACUUAAUACUGACUGGCUCUGGUCAGUCCUUCUUGACCCUGCUGUGGAAAAGUAACCAGACCAGAAGUCUUUCUGAAGAAACUGCACCAGUGUGGAAAGCUAUAAGUCUUGAGCUGAUGACACAUGGCCAACAUUUUGAUGGCUAAUUGUGACUUCAGCAGGGAUAACAACUACUGAGACAAAGUCAGUGUAGAAAAACUGAGAUUUAACAAGUGUAUCAUGAUGAAAAAUUGAUUGGUAAAGUUGCCUAUUUACAUUUUUGCCUCAGAUUGUUACCCCUAAUGCAGACUGUUGUUGUUAUCUUUGAUCACGUAUUUAACUCCCAGGGACAUAGUAGUUAAGCAAAUAUGUUGGCCUAAAUAUCAUAAUUCACUGCUCUGUUCAUUUUUCUUUUUUGGUCUCCAGAAUCCUCCAUGUAUACAACUAAACCACUGUCACUCUCCUGUAUAUGAAAACAAGUUGUAAAUGGUGUCAAUAACAAAUUUUCUUUUGUAAAAGAAAGGUUUUAAUAAGAGGUUUAUGGUAACACUAUAUUUUCUUUUCCCUGUUUAAUUUCUGAUGUACAUGAAAGAUGUGUAAAAUAGAAAUUGUCACCUUAAUAAAUUAAAUCAAAAAUGUGA